CCACACUCCUUCACAGGGGCCAUGGAGGAGGAGGGGCAAAAGAACUUGGAGUGCAUCCAGGCCAAUCAAAUUUUCCCCAAGAAAGCCCCUGUCCUGGAGGAGGAAAACAUGCAGGUGCCCUUUCCUGAGCUGCACGGGGAGUUUACAGAGUAUGUGGGGAGGGCAGAGGAUGCCAUCAUUGCAAUUUCCAACUACCGCCUACACAUCAAGUUCAAAGAGUCUGUCGUCAACAGUUGUACUUGUGAGGUGUCAGUGCCCCUUCAGCUUAUUGAGAGUGUGGAGUGUCGUGAUAUGUUCCAGUUGCAUGUCACCUGUAAGGACUGUAAAGUCGUCAGGUGUCAGUUCUCUACCUUCGAGCAAUGUCAGGAAUGGCUCAAGCGUCUCAAUGCAGUUGUGCGCCCUCCCUCUCGCUUAGAGGAUCUCUUCUCUUUCGCCUUCCACGCAUGGUGCAUGGAUGUGUACGCAGGUGAAAAGGAGCAGCAUGGAGAGCUUUGUAGACCAGGUGAACAUGUGACCUCCUGGUUUAAGAAUGAAGUGGAGAGGAUGGGCUUUGACACUCAAAAUGCUUGGAGGAUAUCUGACAUCAACAGCAAGUUUAGGCUGUGCCCCAGCUAUCCCCAGCAGCUUCUCGUACCAGCCUGGAUUACUGACAAGGAGCUGGAAAACGUCGCAGCUUUCCGUUCCUGGAAGAGGUUUCCUGCAGUGGUAUAUAGACACCUGAGCACAGGAGCUGUGAUCGCCCGCUGCGGCCAGCCAGAGGUCAGCUGGUGGGGCUGGAGGAACGCUGAUGACGAACACUUGGUUCAGUCCAUUGCCAAAGCUUGUGCUGUGGACAGCAGUUCUCACAAACACCUGUCCAAUGGAACCUACACCAACGGCUCCGAACUGCCUGAUAGUGACUUUGAGUCCUCAAUGACUAACAGCUCAGAGGUGGAGACAUUGGCCAUCCAGCCUCACAAGUUACUGAUACUGGAUGCCAGGUCCUAUGCAGCUGCUGUUGCCAACAGGGCAAAAGGGGGAGGCUGUGAAUGUCCUGAAUACUACCCCAACUGUGAAGUGGUGUUCAUGGGCAUGGCCAACAUCCACUCCAUUCGCAAGAGUUUCCAGUCCCUACGCUUCCUCUGCACGCAGAUGCCGGAUCCAGCAAACUGGCUUUCUGCACUGGAAAGCACCAAGUGGUUGCAACACCUGUCUUUGCUGUUAAAGUCGGCUCUGCUAGUAGUCAAUGCAGUGGACAGGGACGAGAGGCCUGUUUUGGUGCAUUGCUCUGAUGGCUGGGAUCGGACACCUCAAAUUGUUGCUUUGUCGAAGUUGCUGCUUGACCCAUAUUACCGCACUAUAGAGGGCUUUCAAGUUUUGGUCGAGACGGACUGGUUAGACUUCGGCCACAAGUUUGCUGACCGAUGUGGCCAUGGAGAGAACUCUGAGGAUGUGAAUGAGCGCUGUCCUGUUUUCCUGCAAUGGCUGGACUGUGUUCACCAGCUGCAGAGGCAGUUUCCAUGCUCUUUUGAGUUUAAUGAGGCCUUCCUGGUGAAGCUGGUGCAACACGCUUACUCCUGUCUGUUCGGCACGUUCCUGUGUAACAGCGGCAAAGAGAGAGAAGACCGACACGUUCAAGAGAGGACGUGUUCGGUAUGGUCCCUGCUGAGACCCGCUAACCGUACACUGAGGAACAUGCUGUACUCUUCACACUCCGAGACAGUUCUCCACCCUGUGUGCCAUGUGCGCAAUUUGAUGCUAUGGACUGCAGUCUAUCUGCCUAGCUCCUCUCCUACAACCCCCUCUGACGAUUCCUGUGCUCCAUAUCCUUUGCCUGGCAGCAAUCCUGAGGAGGCGCCCCUGGGCAGAUGUACGAAGACGCGUUCCUUUGACAAUUUGCCCAGUGCUUGCGAGCUGGGAAGCUCACUGGCUCCGAAUCGCCGCUCCAGUGACCCAAAUCUCAAUGAGAAGUGGCAGGACCACCGGCGUUCUCUGGAUCUCAACAUGGCGGUCGAGCCAGACGAAGGGGGCGACCAGGAUCACGACGUGCACUGCAACGGAUUGAGCCUUUACCCGAACAGCGUGAACACUGAGCUGGAUGAUCCGCAGGACCCGCGCUCCGAUUCGAAAGAGGGAGUCCUCAUGCGCUCUGUAGCGAGUCAAGAGGAAACUGAGGUCGCGGAACUGUCUGUAGCAGUGGGCGUAGCCGAGGGCCAGAUGGAGAACAUUCUUCAAGAAGCUACAAAGGAGGACAUGGGAGCAGAUGCUCAGAGAGUUGUGGGUGCUGCUCUCACCCAUGUUAUUAACACGGCUGCUAUGGAGGCGGAGGAAAAGGUCUCAAGAACUGAAGAUGAGGAUGAUCAGUCUGUCAACACGACUGAGAUCCGAGAAAUGUUUCCUAAUGGUCACCAUCCGGAAAAUGGUUUUGCAGAAGCCAAUGAAAAUAUUGAUGUCGCUCCUACGCCUGCACAGAUUGUAGAGGAUUUGGAGCACCCUAGUGAUGUAGAAGUUCAAACGCAAGAGCAGGUGGAGGAGCAAGUUCUGGAGAAUGGGUCUCAACAGCUAGCGUAUGCUCAUGAAAACUUUGAGGGAAGUUCGGGUGAGCCAGAGCCACCUUUACCUCAAAGGACUCUGAACGGAUUUGCUCACAGGUCAUCUGAGGAAAUCGAUACAGAUGAAAAGACAUGUGCUGCUGGUGACCCUGACCCAGUUUUGACAGAUUCAGGGGAACUCUCAGAUAAGAGGGUCUCCAUUAUGGAAAGCUCUACAGAGACUUUGACAGAGGAGGUCUGCAGCAAGUUGGAACUUCCUGUACAGCCUGUGGUCUGUCAGAGCCGUAUGGCUCACAGCAACGGCCAAGACCAACGGCCCUCCUCCAGGAAGGACAAAAUGUCAGAGACCAACGAAAACGGCUUUUUCCCAUCGUUAAACGGGGUCAGCAAGCGACCCUCUGUCAGUGCCUUCCAGUAUGCGAAUGCUGAGCUCACCCACGACGGACUUUGUAACAGCGACAGUUCCGACGGAGAACCUUGCGGGGGACCUCAGUGGGUGAAAGCCAAUGGCGAGCGGGCACCGCUGAGCCGGCAGGUGUCCCUCGCGAGCUGUAACUCGUUGAUCAUACACCAUCGAGGCAGCUGCUCGCAGCAACGUUGGUGCCACGCCCAAACGGGACGCGCCGCCGUCAGCCCAGAGCAGCCGUCGCGCAGCCACUUGGAUGACGACGGGCUGAUGCUCCACACGGACGCCAUCCAACAAAGGCUCAGGCAGAUUGAAGCAGGGCACCAGAUGGAGGUGGAGACUCUGAAAAAACAGGUACAGGAGCUGUGGAGUCGCCUAGAAAACCAGCAGCACGCCGGCUCCCAUCGGGUCAAUGGAAGCGGGGGAGAUGAAGUGACUUUGAUGACCGACUCUGAAUACAACAUGGACCCUAACUGUCUGUCACGAUGCAGCACGGAACUGUUCUCUGAAGCCAGCUGGGAGCAAGUGGACAAGCAAGACACUGAGGUGAGCUGCACACUCACUUUGUGGGCUUCUUUUCAGGUCACCCGCUGGUACCCUGAUCAUUUGGCUGCCCAGUGUUACGGCUGUGAGAGCAGGUUCUGGCUCGCCACCAGGAAGCAUCACUGCAGUGGCAGGCAGCCUGUCCAGGAGGUCUGGAACUGCGGUAACGUGUUCUGCGCCAGCUGCUGCGAUCAGAAGAUCCCGGUGCCGAGCCAGCAGCUGUUCGAGCCCAGCCGCGUGUGCAAGAGCUGCUACGGCAGCCUCCGGCUCGGCCCGUCACCCCUCGACAAGCCCAUCGCGGCCAGCUCCAACUGA
This is a messenger RNA of Nerophis lumbriciformis (worm pipefish), 3795 nucleotides long. The record is from RefSeq and is a predicted model, not a curated record. NCBI's taxonomy places the organism in Eukaryota, Metazoa, Chordata, Actinopteri, Syngnathiformes, Syngnathidae.